Homo sapiens (human) is the source of this 4076-nucleotide messenger RNA. It is a transcript of the gene TBC1D28, whose product is annotated as TBC1 domain family member 28. The transcript has 11 exons. The coding region runs from base 1670 to 2722 and encodes 350 amino acids. The record is from RefSeq and is a predicted model, not a curated record. NCBI's taxonomy places the organism in Eukaryota, Metazoa, Chordata, Mammalia, Primates, Hominidae.
GUGACCUGCUCUGUUCCUUCCCUGCUGACCUGGGUACAGUCAUUACCUGGUGGGCAGGGCUAGCCUCUGGGCAGGUGCCGAGGAGGGUCAUCCCUGAGCACUCACCAGGUGCCUGUUCUGCACUGACCUGGUGGACUCUGUGGGGUGGGUGCUGUCCCCGAAUGUACCCAUUCCACAAGUGAGAUGUCUAGGGUCAGAGAGGAGGUGACUGGCCAAGAGACCCAGAUGUGAUCCUGGGCUGUGCUCUCAGCCCUGCCCUGUGCAUGCCCUGGUCUCUAUGGCCCUAGAUUCCAAAUCUGCCCAGGGUUUUCUGGCCCCUGAUGGGGCAGAGUCUGGCCCUGAAAGAGCUACUGGGAUGGAACUCCUAUGGGUGUGGUGGAGGGAGGUGGUGCUCGGUCCAAGUCUGUGCCCUAAGCUGGGUGUCCGCAGGAGGAGGUCUCACCAACUCAGACUUCACGUGCGGUCACUGAGGGUCUCCGUGGGACCCACUGGACACAUGGGGUCCCUUGUCUGGGAGUAGGGAGCCCUCUGCCUGUGGGCAGUUGUGGUAGAGGACCUUGAACACUGCUGCUCUGGGGCCUGGGCAGGGAGGACUUGGACAGUGGGGACCUGGUCAGGAAGGCCUGGUCACUGGGGGACUGGUCAGCGAGGACAUGGUCAGUGGGGAAUUGGUCAUCAGGGGCCUGGUCAGCAGAGGCUUGGCCACUGGGGCUUAGUCAGUGAAAAACUGGUCAGUGGGGACAUGGUCAGUUGGAGCCUGGUCAUCAGGGGCCUGAUCAGUGAGGACCUAGUCAGAAGGCCUGGUCACUGGGAAAACGGUCAGUGAAAGCCUGGCCGGCAGGGGUCUGGUUAGUGGGGGCCUGGCCAGAUGGUUGCUUGGUGACCUCAGGCACGGGGUUUGUCCUUAGAGCCUCCUUGCCUCCGUCCAUAGCAGAAAUGAGUCAUGGCACCCUGGAAGGCUACUGGGAGGAGGAGGUGAAAAAAUGUGUGGAAUCCGACCUUGCCACUCACACCCAGCAUUUUACAGUCUAGCUGAGUUCCCCCUAAUGAGGGGCCCUGUCCUGUGCCCUCUAACCCCUAGCCCCCAUCUGCAUCUUCAGGACUGCCCCGUGUGGGGAGUUCUGAGGUUGGGGAGGACCCAUGGAUGCUCUGAUGCUUGCCACAGGCCUCAAGGGAAGGUGACGCUGAUUAAGACUUGAUGAGCACUUGGGUGCACAUGUAAGUGGGACAGCCAGCCCUGGCCAGAGACGCUACUCGUGCACACACAUGUUCACCCACAUAAACAUACAUGCUCACCUGCACAAACACAUUUUGACACCUUAGGGGCUGGAGGACACCGACUCUGGGCCCUCUUGACCUGGGCAAUGGCCCAUUAUGAUGGGUGCCAUGACCUCAAAAUGUCACUGGUGCUGAGUGACCGCCCACCUGCCCACCCACUCACCUCUGUGUUGUGCAGCACUUGCACAUAAGACGCACACAGGUGUCUGGUUCUGUGGUGCAUGAACGACUUUUCUAAGCGAGAGACACAGCAGCCUGAGCAGACUCAGAGACUCUGUGGCGAUGGGUGCUGUCCCCAAAUGUAGCCAUUCCACAGGAAAACAAAGUCCCCUCCUGUAUUGACAGCUGGGAAUUGUGGUGUCCACCGUCCUCGACCUGCGACGGGGUCUCCAUGAGCACAGAGGCUGCUCUGGAGUCAACAGAUCAUCUUUUCCCCAAACCAAACUGCUUGGCUGGCGUUGUUCCUGAAGGGGCUUCACUGGCCAGAAGACAUCCAGUCCCUGACUCCACCUGCCUCCAGGUGCCCAGAACAGCCCAUCGUGGGGACUUCACCCUCAGCAAGUGGACGCCGUUUGUCCUGCCAGGGCAGGGACACCGAGCUGGGGCAGCAGUGGACUUGGGGCAUGAGCAGGUUGAUGUCAGAAAAUACACCAAUAACCUCGGGAUUGUGCAUGAGAUGGAGCUGCCCCGCGUCAGUGCCCUGGAGGUGAAGCAAAGACGCAAGGAAAGUAAACGUACCAACAAGUGGCAAAAGAUGCUUGCAGACUGGACAAAAUAUAGGAGCACCAAGAAGCUGUCUCAAAGAGUAUGCAAAGUCAUUCCCCUGGCGGUGCGGGGCCGGGCGUUGUCACUUUUGCUAGAUAUUGACAAAAUCAAGUCCCAGAACCCAGGCAAAUAUAAGGUCAUGAAGGAGAAGGGCAAGAGGUCCUCCAGAAUCAUCCACUGCAUCCAGCUAGAUGUCAGCCACACCCUGCAGAAACACAUGAUGUUCAUACAAAGAUUCGGAGUCAAGCAGCAGGAAUUAUGUGACAUCCUCGUGGCCUAUUCUGCAUAUAACCCUGCAGCCCUUGGGCUGUUGCAGGACCGUGGCCAGUUCUUGGUAUUGCUCAAGUCCCCUGGGCCUUCAGACUGGCGGGUGACUUCAAGGGAGCAACCAUCCUGGGCCUCUCCUGGGACAAACACUUGCCUUCACCCACUAUCGAUGUCUUGCUCAGCCCUCAGAGGAGCGUGGUUGGCGUGGAUUACUUCAUGCCUUGAUUCUGCCUUCCCGGAAACCACGGUGGCAGCAGGCUUGGAUGUCACCAAGUCACCGUGUUUCAUGCUAUUUCUGGAGGUUCUCGCCUUUGUGGCCUCGGAAAGGAAGGCGAUCUGGUGCUUUGGGGAAAGCCCUCGGGAUGCUCCUCCAGAUGGUCUUCUUCAGGCCUUUUGCUCAGCAUUGGUCUGAUCAGUUCUGCCAGCUCUGGGCCAUGAUCUCUUGGCACUGGCGCGGCUUUCCUUCAAUAAUUCCAUAAACUCCAGACUUCGUGUCUUUUGCAUGGAAAGCACGCGGUGCCCAUUUCAUCGACACCGCACCCCGGAGUCCAAACGUCAGCCCUGCGGGUGUUGGGUUUGUUAGGGACAAUUUCGGGCUCAGGUGCAGGGGGCGCUUCCCCAGCGCGGGCGCUUCCUGGGCCCCAUCUGAGGCCGUGGGCUCCUGGCAGGAGGACCUGGAGUUUUCAGAUCCCCGGGAAGGAUGCAUUUCCCCCACUCUCGGGCACAAGCUGCCCUUUGCUGGCGUUGGGCACGGAUCAUGGCCUCGCAGAAGCCCGCGACAGCGUGGAGCAGGUGGUGCCCCCGCCCGGGACUCCUGGUGGGUGAUGGCUCCGGGAGGCCUUGGCUGGGACAGAGUGGGGCCUCCGGGUCGGUCAGCGGCCCGAGCCCGGCUGCGGCUCUCGGAGGCUUGGGUUUGGAAGACACCGCCUGCCAUCCCGCGGCGCCUCUCGGGGUCCGCUCCCCCGGACUGGCCCUGCCCACCGCGCGCGAGUAGUAGCGGGCGGCCAGGAGUCAGUGGCAGGCGCGGCCGGUGGGAUGCCGGGUAGGAGGCUGCGCUGGAGCCCGCUGGGCAGCGCCGACCCCUAAGGCAGCCGGGCGGGUGAGCGAGCAGAGGCGUGGGCGGCUGAGGGGCUGAGGGGCUGAGGCGGCUGAGGCGGCUGAGGGGCUGAGGAGGCUGAGGGGCUGAGGGGCUGAGGCGGCUGAGGGGCUGAGGGGCUGAGGGGCGGGCAGCCUGGCCGGUCCCUGCCGCAGGGUCCACCGCACGUCACGUGGCCGAAUCCCUCGGGCUGCUUUCUCUCUGGGCUGUUUUCUUACUGUGAACCUCGUGGGCUCCUGCUCGGUGUCCUUUCUUACUCUGUCUCUGUUUUUGCAUUCUAUUGGCAAGUAUUUUAUUUAGGAUAUUUUACUGAUAUAACUGAGGAUGAACUGUGUUUUGCAGCAUUUUGUUUUAUUACGCGUUUUCUCCUAGAUUUUGGUAUCAUUUUUAUGCUGACUUGAUUAAACAUUUUGGAAACUUUCCUGGAACUGAUAGCUUUUAUAUGAUCUUUUUCUUGAGGUAAUAAAAUAAUUUACUUUGAAAUGUCUCAGCCUAACAACUUUUGUGCUUUUGUUGUUUUGUGCAGAGGUGGGAAGACUCCUUUGCAUUUUUGGUAUCACUUCUGUGUUAAUGAUUUUGUUGUUUGUUUCGCAAAAUCACUUAGUGAUCCGUGUUUUCCAACUUAAGAGUUAACAUGUACCAUUUUGUGAAAUAAAAAAAGUCUCGUAUA